AUGGCGAGCUCACGCCUUUGCUUCUUCUCCUUCAUCAUCAUCAAUUCCCUCUCCCCUCCUCCUCCUCCUCCUCCUCCUCCCCACGCCAUUCCCUCCACCACCACUGCCGCCUCCUCCUCUCCUCCCUCCCCCCGAUCCUCUCCCCCCUCCUCGGCGGCCGCCGCCGCAGCCUCGCCUCCCACGCCCCGCUCUCCCCGCCCAACGACCACCGCAAGCGCCCCCGCCCCCGCCGCCGCCCCCGCCGCCGCCCCCGCCCCCGCCCAUCCACCGCCGCCGCGUCCCCUCCUCGCCCCUCGGCAGCUCUCGCCGCCGGAAACCCUGGCGCAGAAGAUCGGGAAGGCCACGCGGCGGCCCGGCGCCGCCUCCAAGGCCAGGGUCUACGCCGACGUCAAUGUGAUCCGCCCGAAAGAGUACUGGGAUUACGAGUCCCUGACUGUCCAGUGGGGGGAGCAAGAUGAUUAUGAAGUUGUGAGGAAGGUCGGGAGGGGCAAAUACAGCGAGGUGUUUGAAGGUGUUCACUGCACGGACAACGAGAAAUGUAUCAUUAAGAUUCUCAAGCCUGUCAAAAAGAAAAAGAUUAAGAGGGAGAUCAAAAUAUUGCAAAACCUUUGUGGUGGACCUAAUAUCGUGAAGUUACUUGAUAUUGUUAGAGAUCAGCAAUCGAAGACCCCAAGUCUGAUUUUUGAAUACGUCAAUAAUACAGAUUUCAAAGUGUUAUAUCCGACCCUUUCUGACUAUGACAUUCGCUAUUAUAUUUAUGAACUUCUAAAGGCAUUGGACUAUUGCCACUCACAAGGGAUUAUGCAUCGUGAUGUCAAGCCACAUAAUGUCAUGAUUGAUCAUGAGCAGCGUAAACUUCGUCUUAUAGAUUGGGGCCUCGCCGAGUUCUAUCAUCCUGGAAAAGAAUACAAUGUUCGCGUUGCUUCCAGGUACUUCAAAGGACCCGAGCUGCUUGUUGAUUUGCAGGACUAUGAUUACUCUUUAGAUUUGUGGAGCCUUGGGUGUAUGUUUGCAGGAAUGAUAUUCCGUAAGGAGCCAUUCUUCUAUGGGCAUGAUAAUUAUGAUCAACUGGUCAAAAUAGCCAAGGUACUUGGCACUGAUGAGCUAAAUGCUUACCUUAACAAGUAUCGUAUAGAGCUUGACCCACACCUUGCAUCACUUGUUGGGAGACAUAGCCGGAAGCCAUGGUCAAAAUUCAUAAAUGUUGACAACCAACAUUUAGCUGUCCCUGAGGCCAUGGACUUUGUGGACAAGUUGCUGCGAUAUGAUCAUCAGGAGAGGCCGACUGCAAAGGAGGCAAUGGCUCAUCCUUAUUUUUACCCAGUAAGAAAUGCGGAAAGCAGCAGAAAUCGUGCCUAAAGAUUUGAAGCUUUGUCAGCCUUUUAUUCAUAUGGCUCAUUGGAUUGUUGGGUCGUCAUUCUGUAAACCUUACUGGACCGUGAACUGAGGCUGCAGGUUGAAAGUUCAAACAUGUGUUACCUUUGACAUUAGACAAUCAGCUUAUUCCUUUUAUUUUUACUUCUUUUUCUGUUUUUUUCGACCGGUGGACUUGCGUAUUCCAAGUCUCUUUGUGGUUUGAAAUUGGAACUUUCUUGUGCUGCUAAAAAGUGAAUAACCUUGUCCUGACUUAAAGGCAAGAACUUGUAUGGUGUUAUUCU
Syzygium oleosum is the source of this 1658-nucleotide messenger RNA. RefSeq names its product casein kinase II subunit alpha. Gene Ontology annotation, molecular function: protein serine/threonine kinase activity; ATP binding. Bases 1 to 1359 code for a protein of 452 amino acids. Gene Ontology annotation, cellular component: protein kinase CK2 complex; nucleus; cytosol. Lineage: Eukaryota; Viridiplantae; Streptophyta; Magnoliopsida; Myrtales; Myrtaceae. Gene Ontology annotation, biological process: protein phosphorylation. The transcript is spliced from 11 exons. The record is from RefSeq and is a predicted model, not a curated record.